Molecule: messenger RNA, 2735 nt
Organism: Papaver somniferum (opium poppy)
Lineage: Eukaryota; Viridiplantae; Streptophyta; Magnoliopsida; Ranunculales; Papaveraceae
Product: cation/H(+) antiporter 15-like
Exons: 3
Coding region: 70-2472 (800 amino acids)
Biological process (GO): proton transmembrane transport; regulation of pH
Cellular component (GO): membrane; endomembrane system
Molecular function (GO): antiporter activity
Source: RefSeq, a predicted model, not a curated record
ACUAAUAAUUUUACACAAUUCAGCAACAAUCAAAAUUCAGGUUUAAAAUAUCCUACAAAAAUUUGGAAAAUGAAGAUUGCAACCUCAGUAAUGAUAUCCGACAAUAUGACGAUGUUCUGCGGCGUGGAUAUUGUAAGCGCUCAACUUUCAAGCAUAUGGCAAGGAGAUGAUCCUUUCAAUUACAUAUAUCCUGUUUUCGUCAUGCAGAUAGCCGUUGCUUGCCUAUUUACAUCAACCGUAAAGUCCUUGUUAGAACCUAUCGGUCAGACUUCUUUUAUCUCACAGAUGAUUGGUGGGAUAAUGGUAGGUCCUUCGUGUUUUGGCCGCACCGGGCUCUUCAAAUAUAGAAUAUUCCCUCCGAAUUCCAUGUACAUAUUUGAUAACUGUCAGUACUUUGGUUCCAUGUUUUUUCUAUUCCUUAUAGGAGUGAAGACAGACUUAACCAUGCUUCAGAGGUCAGGGAAGAAGGGAUGGCUUAUAGGUCUAUUUUGCUUCUUCUGUCCUUUAUGCCUUAACUUAUCGGUUUCUAAGAUGAUACAUCAUAACGUAAAGUUAAAUAACAAAGUGGCUGAAUCCUUUGACAACGUAGCUCAUCUAAUGUCGCUAAGCUCGUUCCAUGUCGUGGCUUGCUUCUUAGAUGAUUUGCAGCUCCUCAGUUCGGAGAUCGGGCGUCUAGCAAUGUCAGUGUCAAUGAUAAGUGGACUUUUUAGCUGGUGCUCUCUAUUCAUUAAUUAUACAACUAUGACGAGCAUACAAGCCAAGAAAUCAAAUGCGUGUAUAUGGAUAAUUUUGAGUUGUUGCUUCCUGGUGCUAGUCAUCACUUUCAUUUUGCGGCCGAUAAUGUUUUGGAUAAUCAGAAACACACCAGAAGAGAAAUGCAUAAAGGAAGGCUACAUAUUUUCCAUACUUGUGAUGGUUUUGUUGAGUUCCUUAUUUGGGGAGAUUGUAGGUCAGCAUUUCUUGCUUGGACCUAUAAUCUUAGGUCUGGCUGUUCCUGCUGGACCGCCAUUAGGAGCUGCUAUAGAAGAUAGACUCGAGUGUUUCGUCAAAUCAAUACUCCUGCCAAUCUUUAUUAUCUCCUCCACACUCCAGGUGAACGUUUUUGAAAUACAGCGACAAGAGUUUCUAAUCUUGGAGUUCAUAGUUUUUAUUAGCUUCUUAGGGAAGCUCUUAGGGUCACUCCUGCCUGCUCUAUACUGCGGAGUGCCUUACCAAGAUGCCUUAUGGCUAGGGAUAAUCAUGAAUGUCCAAGGAGUAUUAGAUAUCGAGUUCUGGGUAUGGGCAGUCGGUCUUAAGCUUAUUAGCCAGCGCAUUUACACUUGCCUGGUUUUGUCAGCGGUGAUUGUAACUGGAACAAUCUCGCCAUCGGUGAAAUUCCUGUACAACCCUUCGAGAAGAUGCAAUGCAUACAAGAAAAGAACUAUCAAGAACUGCAGCAAACGGAAUGUAGAGUUUCGGAUACUUUCCUGCAUCUACCACAACGAAAAUGUCCCCACCAUCCUAAAUGUCCUUGAAGCUUCUCAUCCAACAACAUAUGGUCCUAUCUGCAUUUACAUGCUCCAUCUAAUACCACUUCAAGGUCGAGCAUCACCUCUACUUGUUACUCAUAAGAACAGCCAAAAGGAAGAUUCUUCAAACAGUUUUAACCCGUCUUCUCACAUAAUCAAUGCCUUCAAACUCUACGAAAAACAAAACGAGGGGACAGUUUCUGUAAAUUCGCUCACUGCAAUCUCACCUUACAGUACAAUGCAUGAUGAUAUUUGUUCGGUCGCGUCCGAGAGAAGAACAUCUUUAAUAAUCUUACCUUUCCAUCAUCAUCCAAGUUUCAGUAGUACGUCCCACUUGCCCACAUCAAUCAGAAAAGUGAACCAGAACGUUCUUAAGACGGCCCCUUGUUCUGUUGGUCUCCUAGUAGAUCGAGGGUCACCACAGCGAGCGCAAGCAUCAAAUAAAAACGACAAAUCUCCGUAUCUUGUUGCAGUAAUCUUCUUGGGUGGUGAAGAUGAUAGAGAGGCACUAGCUUAUGGUGCUCGCAUGGGAGAAAACAGUAGCGUGAAACUAACGGUAUUCAGGUUUUCUAUUCGCAGGGAGAACCCGGAUCCAGCUUCAAAUGCGGACAUGUUAGACAAUCAUAGUAUAGAUGACUUUAAGAAGUAUAGUGUAGGUAAUGAAAAUGUAGUGUACCGAGAAGAGGAAGUGAAAGACAGUAUAGGGAUCGUUACGGUGAUCACAUCCAUCGAACACUCGUUCGACCUUUUAAUACUGGGAAAAGACCAUGACCAAAACUCAUCAUCAGAUCUUCUUCGAGGUCUAGAGGAGUGGAGUGAGUUCCCAGAGUUAGGGCUGGUUGGAGACAUGCUUGCUUCAUCUAACUCAAAUUGUAAUGGAUCGAUAUUGGUGGUUCAGCAACAAUCCUCAGUUGAUUCAACCUUGCUCGAUAGCCCUAAAUAUUAUUUUGGUGAAUUAGCCUAGGGUAGUUAGUAUAGCUAAAUGGGGUUACUCGGACCCGUUGCAGUAUAAUAGCAAUUCUUCUUUCUGUUGAUGUGCACAUUCAACCAAGUAUCGUAAGAAAAUUGUUCCAUAGAAACGAAACUAAAUUCUAGUAGACAAAAUCGUGAAAAUUUCAUAUUUAAAUAUAAAUUUGAAGUGCAGAUUCCUCUUUUAGAUGAGUUCUAUAUGCAUUGUGGGAGAGUCUGAGACCCUUCUGCACUUUCCUUAUGAAUAAGCUUUCCGCA